UCUGUCCUGAGGGCCAGUACCUUUGGCUGGUCCAUUUCUGAAAUAAGGUGCAAUAGUUUCUCUCUGGAGUUAGAAGUUGUUUCAAUAAUUCUAGCACUGUGCAUGAGCUUAAAUUGUCUUCUGGGAGUUAAAAGAGCCUUUUCUGAAAUUCUAGGGAAGUCCAGAUGUCCCAUAGCUUCUGUGAGCAGUCUGAGAAGGAAAAGACUGAGAGGGAUGGGUCUAUGAAUCAUCUGUCUAUCCUAUGUCUAUGAAGAAGAAAUAAAAACUCUGAUUCCAAAAGAAUCCAUUUAAUUCUGGAAUUUUCUGACCUAUUUUGGUGCAUGCUGGACUAAAAAAAAAAAAUUAAACUACUGCUGAUGACUUUCUCAUAUUGUUUACUUUUGUAACGUUCUCUGUGGACUAGCAGCCAGAAAUGACGUCCACCCCUCGUCCAGCAUCAGAGAAUAAGAACUUCAGAGGAAGGAAUGCAACUUCAUAAAUAGCAAACCACAGACACUAAUGGGGAGCAGAAGCAAACCUGCAGGUUAAAAUUCAUUGCAAGAGAAGCCUGUGCAUCCAGACUGCUUGUAGAUGCAAGGAUGACUUCAACUCUAGCCUUAGUUUUUCUCCUUUGCCUCUCUUGUCCUUUUUCAUCAAGUCAGCAGCGAAGAGCAGGAGUUGAAGUUGGCCCUGAAAUGCUGGAAGAGAUGAGACAAACUAACCGGGUGCUCAUGGAAGUUCGGGAGUUGCUAAAGCAGCAGAUUAAGGAGAUAACAUUCCUGAAGAACACGGUCAUGGAGUGCGAUGCCUGUGGCAUGCACACCGAGGCCACCGGCCCGCUCGUCACCGUCACGCAGUUCAGCAGAUGUGUCCCCAGUCCCUGCUUCCCGGGAGUGCCCUGCACCGAGACCGCCACCGGCUUCCGCUGCGGACCUUGUCCCCCGGGUUAUUCCGGCAACGGCUCCCAGUGCACGGAUGUCAAUGAGUGCAACGCAAACCCCUGCUUCCCGAAGGUGCAGUGCAUUAACACCGUCCCCGGCUUCCGCUGUGAUCCCUGCCCUCCCGGCUUCACCGGGCAAGCGGUCGAAGGGGUCGGACUCGCUUAUGCGAGGGCCAACAAACAGGUUUGCACUGACAUCAACGAAUGUGAGACAGGAGCUGCCAGAAACUGUGUCCCAAACUCCAUCUGCAUCAAUACACGGGGAUCCUACAAGUGUGGCGCUUGUAAACCUGGCUUCGUUGGGGACCAGAGCACGGGCUGCAGGAGCCAGACAGCAAGACGCUGCCCCAACGGGGAGGCCAGCCCGUGCCACGAGAAGGCGCAGUGCGUGGUGGAGCGCGACGGCUCCAUCUCCUGCGUGUGCCUCGUGGGGUGGGCAGGGAACGGCUACAUCUGCGGGAAGGACUCGGACAUCGACGGCGUCCCCGACGAAAAGCUGCGCUGCUCCGACAAGAAGUGCCGCAAGGAUAACUGCAUGACUGUCCCCAACUCCGGCCAGGAAGAUGCAGAUAGGGAUGGGAUUGGAGACGCUUGUGAUGACGAUGCUGAUGGAGACGGGAUAUUAAAUGCUGAGGACAACUGCGUGUACACGCGCAACGCGGACCAGCGCAACGCGGACAAGGACAACUUCGGGGACGCCUGCGACAACUGCCGCCUCGUGAAGAACGACGAUCAGCGCGACAUCGACGGCGACGGAAAAGGAGACGAGUGCGACGACGACAUGGACGGUGACGGAGUCAAAAACCCAACAGACAACUGUAAAAAAGUCCCUAAUCCAGAUCAGAAGGACGGUGACGGAGACGGCGUGGGCGACGUGUGCGACAGCUGCCCAACAGUCAGCAACCCCGACCAGAAAGACACCGAUCAUGAUCUCGUGGGAGAUGUCUGUGACACCAACCAGGACAGUGACGGGGACGGGCACCAGGACACCCGGGACAACUGCCCCUCAGUGCCCAACAGCUCCCAGCUGGACUCGGACAGAGACGGGCUGGGAGAUGAGUGUGACGAUGACGACGAUGACGACGGGAUCCCGGACCAGAAACCCCCAGGCCCUGACAACUGUCGGCUUGUCCCCAACCCCGGCCAAGAAGACUCGGACGGCGAUGGUGUGGGAGACCUUUGUGAAGAGGAUUUCGACAAGGACAUGGUGAUCGACAGAAUCGAUGUGUGCCCAGAGAACGCAGAAGUGACACUAACAGACUUCAGGGCUUUCCAGACAGUUGUUCUGGACCCUGAGGGUGAUGCUCAGAUUGAUCCCAACUGGAUUGUCCUCAACCAGGGCAUGGAAAUAGUUCAAACCAUGAAUAGCGAUCCUGGUCUGGCUGUAGGUUACACGGCCUUCAACGGAGUGGACUUCGAGGGCACCUUCCACGUGAACACGGCCACGGAUGAUGAUUACGCUGGCCUCAUCUUUGGCUACCAGGACAGUUCCAGCUUUUAUGUGAUCAUGUGGAAGCAGAUGGAACAGACCUACUGGCAGGCAAACCCCUUCCGAGCGGUGGCAGAACCUGGAAUCCAACUGAAGGCAGUGAAAUCCAAAACAGGCCCAGGGGAAUAUCUCCGCAACUCCCUGUGGCACACGGGAGACACCACGGACCAGGUCAAGCUGCUCUGGAAAGACCCCCGCAAUUCCGGCUGGAAGGACAAGACCUCCUACCGCUGGUUCCUGCAGCACCGGCCUCAAGUGGGAUACAUCAGAGCUCGCUUCUACGAAGGCCCUGAAAUGGUGGCAGACACUGGAGUUGUCCUUGAUACAACUAUGCGUGGGGGCCGGCUUGGAGUCUUCUGCUUCUCCCAGGAGAACAUUAUUUGGUCGAACCUGCGUUACCGCUGCAAUGAUACCAUUCCUGAAGAUUAUGAAACAUAUAGAGUUCAGCAAGACGAACCUCUGCCUUAAAUGUCUGUCCAACAACAAUUGCUU
Messenger RNA from Tinamus guttatus (white-throated tinamou), 2900 nucleotides. NCBI's taxonomy places the organism in Eukaryota, Metazoa, Chordata, Aves, Tinamiformes, Tinamidae. The record is from RefSeq and is a predicted model, not a curated record.